ACGGACGCUGAUGGGCAUCGGUUGUACAGUAAAUAGUAAUAUGCCCACAGAAGAACUGCUCAUCUUCUCUUUAUGAUUUGAGCCAAGUUAGCUGUAUUCAUUAUCAUCGAAAAUCAAAUCAUUACGCGCUUGGCUCUCGCAUCGGAUUAAAUACUACGGAAUAACAUUAAGCACUGUUGCUUUGGUAUCAAGAAAAUAUUCCGGUUUUUUUGCGUCUUAUCUGGAUUUUAUGAAAAGUCAGUAAUUGACGGUAUUGUGGAAUUUUUCUGAUUUUUUGGAUCCGUUCUUCUUUCGAGCUUUAUUAAUUGUUGAUAAUGUCACGGAGAUUUUUUUAUUUAUUUGUUCUGGCAGUGGGAAGCUGUUUAUUGUCUUGUGAUGAGAUCAAUGCCCAGCAGACAGUAUCACAGUGCGUGACGCCAGUUUAUCGGGUCCUCGUAACGCCGUUGAAAACCUUUACGGACGUCUUCACAAAUUCCAGUGGGACAUACUACACAGGAUUCAAUAUCGAUGUGCUGUUCGCCAUAGCCAAGCGGGCUAAUUUCUCGUUCACUAUCGGAACGACGCCGAACAGCGCCUUCGGCUCAUCCAGUGGACAAGUGUCGACUAGCGGGGAAACUUGCUUCGGCAGCAACUCCGGUGUGUCCAUAUUCCAGCAGCAGCAAUACGACAUUUACGCCGUCGCCCUGGACCAGGUCUCCGAAUACUUAACCGCAGUGGACUUCACCACGCCCAUCUUCCGCUCCGAUGUCCAGAUUCUUUACAACGUCCAGGCCGGACUGAACAACAAUACCAAGUAUUCGGUCAUCAGUCAAACGGCCGGAAAGGAUGUUCUUAUUAUGACCAAGAAUCCCCGUCUGAUGGCCAUCUGGGCCAACAUCCAGGCCAAUGCACCGACAUCCCUACCGCAGACGUACGACGACGCCAUAAAUCUCAUCAAAAACCAGGGUUAUGCCUUUGUGGGACGGACGCCGUUGAUUGAUCAGGAAGUGUGCAAUUCAUACUACCAAAUCGCCAAAGAUCCCACUAUUUUCAAACAGACAUACGCAUCCUUUGCCGUACAGAAAGGUAAUAACGACCUUCUGGACAAGAUAAACCGCGCCAUUCUCUCACUACAGGAAGACAACACUAUCCCCACUUUAUUGACCAAAUGGUUUCCCUGUUCUAACUUUCAGUGCAGUUGAUACCGUGCCGCCGUGUUGUUGUGCUCGUAAUCUUAGUAGUAUUGUUGACAUCUGUUUAUACUGACAUAAUGAUAAAAUUGCUCUAUUUUGUCCUUCCUACGCGCCGGCGCGAUGAUUGACAGGAAUGCAUUUUGUACGUUGUUUUUACCAUCGAUUAACUUUUCUCCUCAUUCUCUUUACCCAGCGCAAUGUGGACCGUCAAGUGUUAUAAGUAAUAAGAAAGCAGAGAA
Messenger RNA from Paramacrobiotus metropolitanus, 1411 nucleotides. Its product is annotated as glutamine-binding periplasmic protein-like. NCBI's taxonomy places the organism in Eukaryota, Metazoa, Tardigrada, Eutardigrada, Parachela, Macrobiotidae. The transcript has 5 exons. Gene Ontology annotation, molecular function: ligand-gated monoatomic ion channel activity. Gene Ontology annotation, cellular component: membrane. The record is from RefSeq and is a predicted model, not a curated record. Bases 315 to 1181 code for a protein of 288 amino acids.